AUGCUUUAUUCGGACUCCGAGGAGUUUGACGUGAUCUUGGGGUUUGACACAGGAAAUACCAUCACUCAACUUCAUCUUAUGUCCAACUACUGCGACAAAGAAUUGAAGAACCUUAUGACUUUAGAGUCUGUUGAUUAUGGAAUACAACAGUCAACUCCAGAAUUCAUACCUUCUUCUUCUCAUAAUCAAAAGAUCAAGGUAAAGUUCUUAAUAGCAUCAAGAUGGAAGGUCCGAGAGUACUCUGCAGAGUUCUGGUUACAACCAUCCACUACCUUAUUCGAAGCUUGUAAUACUGCCAAUAGGCAACUCGCAUAUGAUUUGAAUGCUUCGAGUGAGUCCUCAAACAGAAAAUUAGCCAGUGGUUCAAAGGCGGUAACGUGUGAUGUGGUGUUCAUCAGGCCACGAGUUUUGGCUGGUGAUCUUAACCAGACGAUAGGCGAGGUAGUCACGGACCAGUUCUUGUGUUUUUCAAACUCCAUUGAUUGUUUCCGAAUUCAAGAAAAUUCUGAGUCGGUGCUAGCUUUUCAAGUUGUGGGAGGCAUUAUUGGUAUUUGCUUGGCCAUUCUUAUACUUGCAGUCGCCUGCGCCUAG
This is a messenger RNA of Sungouiella intermedia, 591 nucleotides long. Lineage: Eukaryota; Fungi; Ascomycota; Pichiomycetes; Serinales; Metschnikowiaceae. The record is from the annotation of a GenBank genome assembly.